GGGGCGGGCGCUGCCUGCCAGUGCCUGUUGAGUGAGCUGGAAGAGCUGUGUUGUAUGCUUGAUGCUUAGCAGUUCAGAAGGAACAAAAUUCAAGAGCAGCUGCUGCUUUCGCCAUGGCCACUUUAGUGAAGAAAAUUAUCAGCACCGCUAAGGCUCCGGCUGCCAUGGGCCCCUACAGUCAAGCAGUGUUGGUAGACCGGACCAUGUAUAUUGCAGGACAGCUAGGCAUGGAUCCUUCAAAUGGGCAACUUGUACCUGGAGGAGCAAAGGAACAGGCAAAACAGGCCCUUCAAAAUAUUGGAGAAAUUUUGAAAGCUGCAGGCUGUGACUACCAUAAUGUGGUAAAGACUACUGUUCUGAUGGCUGACAUGAAGGACUUUGAUGAUGUCAAUGAAAUCUACAAGCAGUUUUUCAAGUGUAACUUCCCUGCCAGAGCAGCUUACCAAGUUGUUGCUCUUCCAAAAGGUGCACGAGUUGAGAUUGAAGCUGUUGCCAUCCAUGGACCCCUCCAAGAUGCUUCAGCAUGACUAUAAAUACAUCACUUAACAUAGUGGCUGGGGGUUAUUAGUCAAGUUCGGUCUUGCUUUUUGUAGGCCUUGGUUCACCAAAGGCAGCCAGUCCCCGGACUAAGCUCUUCUGGCAGACCUUAACACAUGUACAGAGCUGUUCUGCCUUCCCCCACCCACCCCCUUGUGCCAUGAAGGCUCUAAGCCUAUGCAGGAUUUGGUAUGUAUGUACUGCAGAACGGAAUGCUAGUUGCUUGGAAACACUUUGGUACUCGAAAUAAUACUUUGAGUACAGUAGCAAAUAGACUGUGAAAUGAUUAAUUAAUAUGGAAAAGGAAGCUUCAAGCAGUAACUUCUGUAACCCUUCAUUAGGAUAACAGCAUUCUAACUGUGUUAUUUUGUACACUACAUUAACUGGAACUUAACACUUAGAAGGAAAAACAAUGAAGGGUAGACGGACAAGAUCAUAUCUAAUGUAGGUAGAUUCAGCUUUAACAAAUUGAGUUUUGGCCUGUUCUAAUUAAUUGUUGCUAUUUAAGCUAGCACUUGGAUGCUACUGACUUUAUGGCAAGAGAAUGCCCUUUUUGAGAUGAACUAACUUCUGUUUCAUGUUUUCAAAUCAUUUCAUUACCUGCUGGGAAGAUAGCUUGAUUUUUCUUUAGCCUCUUGGGGGGAAAUAAAUCAGUUACUUGAAAUGUAACAUUUGUAGGCCAAAUCUUUUCUUGAAGUAUGCUAUUCAUGCCAUGUAUCCAUGCUUCAUUGAAUUAAAGGGCAGAGGUUCAGUAGUUAUGGUCAA
Molecule: messenger RNA, 1302 nt
Organism: Hemicordylus capensis (graceful crag lizard)
Lineage: Eukaryota; Metazoa; Chordata; Lepidosauria; Squamata; Cordylidae
Gene: RIDA
Product: reactive intermediate imine deaminase A homolog
Exons: 6
Coding region: 114-527 (137 amino acids)
Cellular component (GO): cytosol
Molecular function (GO): deaminase activity
Source: RefSeq, a predicted model, not a curated record